Molecule: messenger RNA, 1491 nt
Organism: Tarenaya hassleriana
Lineage: Eukaryota; Viridiplantae; Streptophyta; Magnoliopsida; Brassicales; Cleomaceae
Product: protein kinase 2B, chloroplastic-like
Exons: 6
Coding region: 226-1407 (393 amino acids)
Biological process (GO): protein phosphorylation
Molecular function (GO): ATP binding; protein kinase activity
Source: RefSeq, a predicted model, not a curated record
UCUCUGUUCUUCACGACCCUUGUUCCAUCCUCCCUUUGUCUCCUGUUUUUUUUUCCUUCUGUUGUUCUUCUUGGAAUUUUUAUCGUCAUUAGCGCCUGAGCCGCGAAGGAACUGGGUGGAUUCAAUCUCUCGUUUUCUGGUAUUUGCUCUAUUGUCUGAAAAGAGACGAGCUUUGUCUGUUCGAGGUUUCGGUCAUUUUCUAAAUUUCGGUGGGAUUAUCUGACAAUGGGUAAUUGCUUAGAUUCAUCAGCUAAAGUAGAUAGCAGUAGCCACGACCCCCAUGCUAGUUCUGGUUUGUCGACGCCAAGGACAGAAGGAGAGAUCCUAUCAUCACCAAAUCUGAAAGCUCUCUCCUUCAACGAGCUUAAGAACGCAACUCGGAACUUCAGACCGGACAGUCUUCUGGGCGAGGGAGGUUUCGGAUAUGUUUUUAAGGGAUGGAUCGAUGGCAACACUUUCACUGCUUCAAGACCUGGCUCUGGAAUUGUCGUUGCUGUUAAGAAGCUUAGACCAGAGGGAUUGCAAGGUCACAAGGAGUGGUUGGCAGAAGUGAACUACCUUGGUCAACUCAGUCACCCGAAUCUUGUUAAGCUACUCGGGUAUUGUUUGGAAGGUGAAAACCGGCUUCUGGUAUAUGAGUUCAUGCCGAAAGGAAGCCUGGAGAAUCAUCUUUUCAGACGUGGGGCACAGCCAAUCUCAUGGGCGAUAAGGAUGAAAGUAGCGAUAGGUGCAGCCAAAGGACUUACCUUUCUUCACGAAGCGAAAUCACAAGUGAUAUACCGGGACUUUAAGGCGGCUAACAUUCUACUUGAUGCUGAUUUCAAUGCAAAACUCUCGGAUUUUGGCCUGGCCAAGGCAGGUCCUACCGGGGACAAGACUCACGUUUCCACUCAAGUCAUGGGCACUCACGGUUAUGCAGCCCCCGAAUACGUUGCUACAGGUCGGUUAACAGCAAAGAGCGAUGUAUAUAGCUUCGGUGUUGUACUACUUGAACUAUUAUGUGGGCGACGAGCUGUGGACAAAUCAAAAGUGGGAACAGAACAGAACCUCGUAGACUGGGCAACACCUUAUCUCGGCGAUAAACGUAAGCUAUUCCGCAUAAUGGAUACAAGAUUGGGGGGCCAAUACCCUCAGAAAGGGGCAUUCACAGCUGCAUAUCUUGCUCUGAUGUGCUUAAACCCUGAUGCAAAGCUCAGGCCGAAAAUGUCUGAGGUUUUGGCUAAGCUUGAGCAGCUUGAAUCUGUUAAACCUGCAACCAAACAUGCCCAGAUGGAAUCUAACCAAGUUCAUGCAUCUAGUGUACAGAAAUCUCCGGUGAGGUAUAGUCAGAACCGGCCUUUGUUGCAUGUAGAUUCCGGUGUGAUGCCUUUGCAGCCUUACAAUCAUUCUCCCCGUGUCAUAAGAUGAAAGACGAAUUCUUUCAGUUUUUGUUGUAAUACUGCUAUUGUAUUGUGUAAAGGGCCCAGCUUUUGAGUUAUGUUUUGUAUGUGU